This is a messenger RNA of Daktulosphaira vitifoliae (grape phylloxera), 2276 nucleotides long. RefSeq names its product serine/threonine-protein kinase polo-like. Gene Ontology annotation, cellular component: spindle pole; centrosome; cytoplasm. The record is from RefSeq and is a predicted model, not a curated record. The transcript has 9 exons. Gene Ontology annotation, molecular function: protein serine/threonine kinase activity; protein binding; ATP binding. Gene Ontology annotation, biological process: protein phosphorylation; regulation of cytokinesis; mitotic cell cycle. Bases 327 to 2072 code for a protein of 581 amino acids. Lineage: Eukaryota; Metazoa; Arthropoda; Insecta; Hemiptera; Phylloxeridae.
UAUUAAGCCGCCGUCGCAGCGUGUAGCGAGCAUGCGCGCUGAUCUUUAUCUUAUUACCAUAUAUUUUUCCGUUAAACUUUUGUUUUUGUUUUUUUUUUUUUAAUUAAUUUAUACAUUUUAUUCACACGUGUUCGUCGACCGUACCGUAUCUUGGUCGAUCGGAAAUAUUAUCUAUUAUUUUUUUUGUUGUUGAGAUAUCGUAUGGUUGAACAUCAUACGAAUCCCUGUAUGUCAGUAACGUCAUCCCGUUACCGAGAAUCGCCUAUCUCCGUUAUACUGGUCCGCCAUUGUCGGAAUUCGAUUGAUUGCAAUAAAAAAGACUGAAGAUGUCGUCCAAACCAAAAGAUGACGAAGUUAAGAUUCCUGAUAUAAUUAUAGACAACAAAACAAACAAAAAAUAUCAAAGAGGAAGUUUUUUGGGCAAGGGUGGAUUUGCAAAAUGCUACGAAAUUGUAGAUAUGCGAACAAAAGAAAUCUUUGCUGGAAAAAUUGUAUCAAAAAAAUAUUUAGUUAAACAUAACCAAAAAGAUAAAAUGACUCAAGAAAUUUACAUUCAUCAGAGACUGAAACAUAAAAAUAUUGUAGGAUUUCAUAGCUUUUUUGAAGAUUCUGAUUUUGUUUACAUAGUUUUGGAACUUUGUCGUAAAAGAUCAAUGAUGGAGUUGCACAAAAGGAGAAAAACACUCACUGAACCUGAAACAAGAUACUAUGUUUACCAAAUACUUGAAGGUACUUUAUUUCUACAUAAUCAAGGUAUUAUUCAUAGAGAUUUAAAACUAGGAAAUUUGUUUUUGAAUGAUGAAAUGGAAGUGAAAUUAGGAGAUUUUGGUUUAGCUGCUAAAAUAGAAUAUGAUGGACAACGCAAAAAAACUUUAUGUGGAACUCCAAAUUAUAUUGCUCCUGAAAUUCUAACUAAAACUGGUCAUAGUUUUGAAGUAGAUGUAUGGUCUAUAGGUUGCAUUAUGUAUACUCUGUUAGUAGGAAAACCUCCAUUUGAAACUAAUUCCCUCAAAGAAACCUAUGCAAGAAUUACAAGGUGUGAUUACAACGUGCCUUCUCAUAUUAAUAAGAGUGCUACUACACUUAUCUGUAAGAUGCUUCAGUCGGAUCCAAAAAAACGUCCUACUAUUUCUGAUAUUAUGAAAGCUGAUUUUCUUACUACUGGCUAUAUGCCGAAGAGAUUGCCACCCUCUUGUUUAACAAUGGCCCCUCGAUUUGAUUCAAUUAAUUAUAGAGAGUCUAUUUCUAAUCGUCGACCUCUUAAUGAACUCAAUAGUCCAAAAGCUACUUCUAUUAAAACUAUGUCUAAGCCUCAGGAUCCAGUAAAUAAACCGCCUAUGUUUAGUGUAACUCAUGGUUAUAGAGCAGCUGAUGGUAAUGGUGUAUCUGUUACUGAAUGUAGAGAAUACAUGAUAUCAUUAGAAAGAGAAUUAGGAAAUCUGUUAAAAACUCGACCUGCUAUGAAAGGAAUGAAAAAUAUGGAAGAAAACACAGAUCCAGCUGCUCAACCUCUUAUAUGGGUCAGUAAAUGGGUGGAUUAUUCAGAUAAAUAUGGCUUUGGUUAUGAGUUAUCAGAUGAUUGUGUAGGUGUUAUGUUCAAUGAUUUCACUCGUAUUGUGCUUCUAGCUAAUUUUAACGACGUUCAUUACAUAGAAAGAAACGGUUCUGAACAAUAUUAUACCACUGAACAUACACCCCCAACAUUAGAAAAAAAAAUGAAGUUACUAAUGUACUUUAGACGUUACAUGAAUGAUCAUCUUAUUAAAGCUGGGGCGGAUAUGUUAGCAAAAGAUGCAGAUCAAUUGAGUCGUACUCCUUACAUGUUUCAAUGGUAUAGAUCUACAACAUCAGUUAUUAUGCAGCUUACUAAUGGCACUUUACAGAUUAAUUUCACAGAUCAUACUAAAGUUAUAUUAUGUCCAUUAAUGAAUGCUGUUACUUUUAUUGAAGACAAUAUAUUCCGUACCUAUCGCUUCAAAACUAUUGCUGAAAAUGGUUGUAGUCCAGAGUUAGCUAGAUGUUUGGAAUAUGCACAUAAAAAAAUUGGUUCUAUAUUAAGAGAAAGCAAAUAAUGAUCUAUACUUGUAGUUUAAAAGAAGAUGGACUGAUUAUUUAUACUUACAAGACAAUAUUAGAGUUAAGCCUAAGUAUCGAGGUGCUAAAUAUUAAAUUGUAAUAAUAGUAAAAAAUUUUUGUAUUCAUUUUUAUGGUAUUAUUCUUUUUGAAUAAGUUAAUUUUUCAUACAAUACAAAGGAAAAUAAUUAUAUGUUCUUAAA